CCGAACACAGGAGCCAAGGGCGACGAUGAUCCGAUUGAUGUCAUCGAAGUAGGAUCUAGGAUAGCACGACGAGGAGAAAUCAUACAGAUAAAAAUAAUCGGUAUCCUGGGAAUGAUCGACGACGACAUUAAAGAUUUGGAAAAGGUCAAGCCUGGAUAUCUCUGCGCAACUUUGGAGUGGUUACGUGGCUACAAAAUUCCUGCCGGAGGACAACCCAACGAAUUCGCCUUCAACGGAGACGCGAUGGACAAAGAUUUCGCCUUUCGAAUCAUUGAAGAAACGCACGAGGAGUGGAAGCAGCUCAUGGAAGGAAAAAUUGAUCGCGGAAAAAUCAACUUAACAUGUACGUUGACGAAUGCGGGAGGAGUGAAACUCGGGCAAGAUGAAGCCGUUUCCAUACUGGGGGAUCUUGGACCAGUGGAGGAGCCUUUACCAGUUCCCAACGAAGGUUUCACCAACCUGUUCUCU
Molecule: messenger RNA, 468 nt
Organism: Notodromas monacha
Lineage: Eukaryota; Metazoa; Arthropoda; Ostracoda; Podocopida; Cyprididae
Source: the annotation of a GenBank genome assembly